UCCCCGGAGGAGCCUCGGCCUCGCCAUGGUGUCCUGGAUCAUCUCGCGGCUGGUGGUGCUGGUUUUUGGCACCCUGUAUCCUGCAUACUCUUCUUACAAAGCUGUGAAGACGAAAAAUGUGAAGGAAUACGUCAAGUGGAUGAUGUAUUGGAUUGUGUUUGCCUUCUUCACCACAGCAGAGACACUGACAGACAUUAUUCUCUCUUGGUUUCCCUUUUAUUUCGAACUGAAAAUCGCAUUUGUGAUCUGGCUGCUCUCUCCUUACACCAAGGGUUCCAGUGUCCUCUACAGGAAGUUUGUUCACCCAACGCUCUCCAAUAAGGAGAAGGAAAUUGACGAGUAUAUCAGCCAGGCCCGUGACAGGAGUUAUGAAACUAUGAUGCGAGUUGGCAAGCGAGGAUUAAAUUUGGCAGCAAAUGCAGCAGUUACUGCAGCUGCAAAGGGCCAGGGAGUUUUGUCUGAAAAACUACGGAGUUUCAGCAUGCAGGACUUGACUUUGAUUCGAGAUGAUGACACCGUGCACUUGCGGAGCCCUGAGCCACAUAUGCGUACCUCUGCUGCUGGCCUUCUUGAAACUAUUGAUGAUUCAGGUGCAUCAUGUUAUUCUUCAUCAGAGGAGAUGACACUAACACAGAGACAAAAUGGAGCCCAGUCUGAUGCCAGAACGGACCCAUCAGAUGAUGAUACAGGAGACAAAGUUCCCAAGAGGACCCAGAGCCUUAAAGCUCCAAAGAAAGUGACAAAGACUGAGCCCCCACAAAAAACUGUGAAAGCCCGCCCUAAGAAGAAAGUUGUACCCUCUAACACUGCUGGCGAGUCAGCCUAAGGAAAACCCAGUCUGUCUGUCCCAGGGCAAUUCUGUCAUUUCAAGGGGCACUCUCCAAGGAAAGGGAGCUGAGAUCAUGUACAUAACAGCUACUGCUUUGUAGAGCUUAUUCCAAGGCAAGAGGGUGACUGAAA
Varanus komodoensis (Komodo dragon) is the source of this 960-nucleotide messenger RNA. It is a transcript of the gene REEP2, whose product is annotated as receptor accessory protein 2. Bases 26 to 826 code for a protein of 266 amino acids. Gene Ontology annotation, cellular component: endoplasmic reticulum membrane; cytoplasmic microtubule; endoplasmic reticulum tubular network. The record is from RefSeq and is a predicted model, not a curated record. The transcript is spliced from 8 exons. Gene Ontology annotation, biological process: endoplasmic reticulum tubular network organization. Lineage: Eukaryota; Metazoa; Chordata; Lepidosauria; Squamata; Varanidae. Gene Ontology annotation, molecular function: microtubule binding; taste receptor binding.